ACUCGAUCGUCCAUGGUUGGCCUACCGCGCAAGGCGGAAGCGUCGCUCCGCGCGCUCAAGGUCGCGUACGCCAAGGCCAUCGAGCAGCUCGACGACGCCGGGUCCUUCUUCCAUGCAGCCGACCUGCAUGACCAGACGACGACGCCGGCGAUCCGCAUCGAUGGCCUCCUCGCCGGCGACUGGUGGAGCUGGCCCGCCAACGCCGAGGACGUCGUCGCGCACCACGCAGCGCCCAACGGGUCGGGCCUCGUGGGCGUGCACCUCGUGCAGUUUGACCAUACGACGUACUCGGAGAGCCGUAUCUGGAGUGAUCUCAUCUAUGGCCUCUCGACGGCGAUUGCGGCGGCGCUCAAGCCGGCCGGCGACAUUGAGCCGCACCUGACGCACCUCGCGAUCGACGGCGUCGGCGCACCGCCCAUUUUCUCGUGCACAGACGAGCUAUUCCUCGGCCCCAGCACCAUGGGCACGCUUGUCGUCGCGCUGCCGUCGCCGCACGCGCGGACGAUCACGAUCUCGGCCGGGCCCGAGACGAGUACGAUGACCUGGACGCCGGGCGCGGGCUUGAGCUACGCUGCGUGGUAUGGCGACUGCACCGUUGACGUGGCGCCCAUCGUGGACGGUCGGCGCGCCUACCUCGUGUACGACCUCUCCUAUGUCUUACCGCACACUUACCGCACGGCGCCGGCGGUCCCGGCGUCGCUGCCCGCCACGCUCGCAGCGCUCGCGGCUCGCCCGAACCAGGUGCCCACCACGUUUGCAUACCGCAUCCAGCCCACGACCAACGACGAUGCAUUGGACUUUGCCCAUCUCCGGGACCGGGACGCUGCGUUCGUGCAGGCGCUCGUCGACAGCGGUGCCUAUGACGUGGCACUCGUCAACGUGCGCGACCCGACGCCGCCACGGACGUUGCCGGACGCAAUGCUAACAACGAUACGAGACAUGCUCCUGCGCGCCGGUUCCAACAACGACGGUGACGACGACGACGACGACGACGAUUCGGGCAGCGACGACUUUGACGACGACGCCGACGACCACGAAGCCGCGACGCCAGCGCAGGUCGACCAGCUCGCGUUCCGAGCCAUGCAAGAGCUGUACGGUCGGCAGCGACCGCCGCCGCGCGACGACGUCGAGCUGGACACGCGAAACUUGGCCGCGCUCAUGGUGCGCGGCGCGCCCGAGAUGCCGUUCGACGAUCACGACGGCGGCAACCGGUGCAACGAAGGUCGCCCGUACGGCUACGACCAGGCAGACUUUGAGUCGACGGCGUCCGUCACCGAGUAUGAAACCGGGUCGGAGGCCGGUCUCGACGACUCGGACGACGACGACGACGACGACUCGGACGACUCGGAGCACGAAGAUGACGCCGACAUGCUGGGCGACGACGACUCGUCCGACGACGACGACGAUAUCUUUGGUUUCGGCCGCCUGCUCCUGCCACGAUCCAAGCGCGCUCUGGAAAUCUCCAGCGCCAUCGUCCAUGCCGCAUCGGGCGACAUCGGAUCGGCGCUGGAGACCCACCUCCUCGACCGCGCCGUCGGGACGUGGGUCGGGACCCGCAGCAUCUACAACAUUGUCUCACCCGUGCUCGUUUUUUGGCCCAAGAAACACCGGGUGCGGCUACUUGGCUACCGCAACGCCGUCGACACCCUCCAGCGCGCUGUGACCUCAUCGUCGGCGUCGCCUCUGCUCGGGUUCGACUCGGUGCACGCACUCGCGGCCGCCGUCAUGGACACAGUCGGCACUGCUUUGUGUGCCACGACACCCGAGGACUCGAGCGCGCUCGCCGCCUUCAUUUUGACGUCGACACCGGCCCUGCGGGUUCUCUAUGUACGGCACAUGAUUGACCUCCGGGACGAAACCUCCCGGCGCCAUGGCCGCAAGUGGCUUAUCUCGGUCUUGACCACAUUUGGCUGGGAGAGCAUCGGGCCUGCGGUCGUCGAGCUCGUUGCGCGGUCGAGCACGGACUGGAAGGGCACGGUGUUGACGCUGCGCUUCCUCGAUACGCUGCUGCCGACGACGGCGUCGUAUGCGCAGCAACCGUUCUUUGGCGAGCUCGUGAUCAUGUGCUGGUACGCGUUGCUCACGAACGUCGGGUCGUUUGAAGAUGUGAGCGCGCACGAGUGGCAGCACGCCAUCAGCGUCGAUAGCCGGCUCUCGUUGCUGUGCCACGCGCGGUCCAUGGACGCCCGCGUCGCCGCGUUGUAUGAUGCCAGUGACGCGCCGCACGUCACGUGGCUCGGCGGCCACCUCCCGGGGCCGGUGCUGGCCAACAUCCGGGCGUUUCUCGCACCCGCGCACACGCUGCUCGCGGUCGUCACCAAGUUUUCGGCGGCGUUCCACGGCCUCCACGUCAUCUUGCCGGCGCUACUGCGCCUCGACGAUGGGCGGCUCGAGGCGCCGUGGAUGGCGCCCUACCUUGCGCUGGUUCAUGCGGCCAUCGAAUCGGAGCGCGAGCUGCCGAUGCAUGGCCUCUCGUCCAUUUUUGCCCUUGGCGCCAAGCGAGGCAUCUUGUCGGCGGUCGUGCAGAAGGCGUGGUCGACCCACCGCAGUCGGACCACAUUGCCGCUGCUUCGCGCCAUCAACGACGGCAUGGUCAUCACGUCACCUGCGGACGUCCGCUCGAUCGCCGACCUGGUGACGACGACCACGCUCGCGCUCAACGAGGCCGUGGCGGACGUUAUCAUGUUUUACGACGGCAUGGGCUACGACGACACGCCGCCGGUGAAGGCAGUGCACGCAGCGCUCUCCAUCCUCGCGGUUGUGUCGCCGUCGCAUGUGCGUCCGUUCGUCGACGACGUCAUCGCCAAGGUCGGCGCGAAAUCGGACCCUCUCUUCUUCGUCCGGGACCUCCUCUACCCGACGAUCCAGUAUCUGGACGCCAAGCUCCUGACGACGACGAAUGUCACCGUUGUUCGGGCGCCGUUGGUCGAAGCGGUCGUCAACGCGCUUGACCCGUUCCUUCGCGCGACGCGCCGGUCGGGGCCAACGACCGUUGCGCUAUCGUGCCGCUGCUCGCAGUGCCAGCGCGUUUCGAGUGAGCUCGCCAAGCAGGCGCCGACGCGAUCGAUCGACCAAGUGUUUCGUGCGACCUGCGACCAGCUCCGCGCAUUUGUAACAAAAUGGCGCCCCCACCGACGCAUCUCCGUGUCCUUUGUUGGUGCGCGCAAUAUGCGCAUCCGCAUGCUCUCGGAAGCAGGCGCGAGCGCCCGGCGCGAACGCGACGAAGCGUGCUUGGCGUACCUUCGUGGCGGCGACAUGGCGUUGCCAGUGACGCGCAAGCGGCCGCGCGCGACGACACCGAUGGCCGACGCCAAGCGGGCCAAGCCGACGGCCGACACCGAAGGGUAAACCCCACUCUGGUGCGCACCAUUUCCAUUCUAUUUGCUAAGUUUAUACACGACAUUUUGUA
Molecule: messenger RNA, 3409 nt
Organism: Saprolegnia parasitica CBS 223.65
Lineage: Eukaryota; Oomycota; Saprolegniomycetes; Saprolegniales; Saprolegniaceae
Exons: 1
Coding region: 13-3348 (1111 amino acids)
Source: RefSeq, a predicted model, not a curated record